Molecule: messenger RNA, 2481 nt
Organism: Tachysurus vachellii
Lineage: Eukaryota; Metazoa; Chordata; Actinopteri; Siluriformes; Bagridae
Gene: adpgk
Product: ADP-dependent glucokinase
Exons: 8
Coding region: 126-1625 (499 amino acids)
Biological process (GO): glucose metabolic process
Cellular component (GO): endoplasmic reticulum
Molecular function (GO): ADP-specific glucokinase activity
Source: RefSeq, a predicted model, not a curated record
UCGCUACGUUAAAGCACUAAAAGCUGCCGAGUCCUUCCGUGUUUCAGACGUGGCGCCGGAGCUCAUUCAGCAGCCAGCUUCAUUCACAGCUCUGGCUUUCAUACUCAUCUCUCAGUCCCUUCGCAAUGUGGAGUAAAGCUGCCCUAGUGGCAUUAAUGGCCUUUGCACUGGGAUACGUCUAUCACACAAACCCCAAUCUUCAGGAGCGUGCGUUACAUCUCAUCACCCAGUCCAUCCCUCAGUUACUGUUCACCUCACAGCAUGAACAUAGUACCACAAACCUGGAAGAAACCAUCUCCCGAGCCUGGGACGCACUCAUCACUGCACCGACAAGGCACUGGGGUCGAAUAGCAGUAGGGGUAAACGCCUGUAUCGACGUAGUGGUCUCAGGCGUCCACUUGCUCCAAGCUUUGGCUCUUGACCCAGGAUUCGGGCAAGACCAUGACGUGUUGCACUCCAAAGAGGACCUAAAAGAGUCCUUCAUUCACUACAUGGAAAAGGGUGCAGCUGCUGAACGUUUCUUUUCGGAUAAAGAAAUCUUCCAAAGGAUCGCAAGGGCCGCUGCUGAAUAUCCUGGUGCUCAGGUAUACGUGGGAGGAAAUGCUGCUCUGAUUGGCCAGAAACUCGCCUCUUACCCCGAGCUGGUGGUUCUAUUGUGUGGCCCUAUUGGGCCAAAGCUGCAUGAAUUGCUGGAUGAACAGAUAGUAGUUCCACCACAAUCACUUCAGGAAUCUGAUGAGUUUCACCUCAUCCUUGAGUACAAGGCAGGGGAGCGGUGGGGUUCGAGUCAGGCCCCUCAAGCAAAUCGCUUCAUCUUCUCUCACGAUGUGUCCAAUGGGAAAAUGAGCACGUUGGAGACCUUUGUGGCCAGUCUGGAGGAGUUCCAGCCUGGACUGGUGGUUCUGUCAGGAAUCCACAUGAUGGAAGGAAUGGGCCGUGAGCUCUGGGAGGAAAGAAUCAAAGAGUUUGCUGUCACCAUCUCCGAUAUUCGCAAUGAGGCACCCAUCCAUCUGGAGCUGGCCAGUAUGACUGAUCAACAUUACAUGAGCAUCAUCACGAAGGAGCAGGUCUUGCCCAUGGUGGACUCGAUCGGUCUGAACGAACAGGAGCUGCUUUUCCUGUCUCAGGCUGGCGGAGGUCCUCACUCUGAUCUCCGCUCAUGGAACGGCAUUCCUGACGUCGGCCGUGUCGCCGAUAUCCUCCUCUGGAUCCUGGAGCAGCACGGCCGAGCCGACCUGGACUCUGAAGCCCAUCUAACACGCAUCCACUUCCACACGCUGGCUUAUCAUGUGCUGGCCACAGUGGACGGCCACUGGGGGAACCAGCGCGGAGCCGUAGCGGCCGGGGCUCGCGUCGCCAGCUCUCAGGCAUGUGGAUUACAAGCUGUGGACGUCAGUAAGGUGGAGCUCAAGGCUCCGCUCAGAUUCUACAGCUCUUUCUCAGAACCGAAAGAGGGCUUAGUUUUGGACCCGUUUAAUCCGGUGACUGUGUGGAGAAGGGGGAACGUGUCCUUCCAUCUCAGUCCAGUACUCGUAUGCAAACAGCCACUGAGGACAGUAGGGCUGGGGGACGCAAUCUCAGCAGAGGGACUCGUCUACUCUGAGAUUGUUCCCCGCUCUGACUAAACGUGAACUGAGGGCCAAUAAUGUCUUAAACGUUUCUAUGCUCUUGAUGCCAUGCCUGCUAAGCAUCUAACCAGCUGGAUAGAUGUUCCUGUAGGCGCUCCUCCAUUCCUUUAGACCUUAAUGUGACAAAAUGGAUGAGGAGAGGGUGUUUUUUCAUGGGUACAGGAAUGUGACUUUAUCCUCACUUUGUCUUCUACAAACUCAGUGCGUAGUCUUAAUCUGUUUUGGUGAGUACUGUACUGUCUUACUUGAGACCAUAUUAUUGCACUGAGUAGAAAAUGAUGUUCUGAUUUUUCUUCCCCCUUCCUCCACACUCCAUGGCUCUAUUGACUACUAUGACAUGGACCUAUUUAUGUGCAAGGAGCAGAAUCACUGAGCUGCUAUAAAAUGGAAAUAAAAAAGCCUUGAGAAUCCCAAAGGCCCCCAAUGAAAUCAAAUGCCUUAACCAAAACUGUCAUGCUUUAAGUGGCUAUGCAUGUAGGGCUUAUCUGGGUUCUGCCCUCAAAACAAUCCUAUCAUUUACUCCUUCCUCAACUAGUUUAAGUUUAAGUUAACUAACAAAUUCUCAAAUUUGGCAAAAGUUUAGACACACACUAGCCAAGAAAAUAAAAAAACCAAAACUGCUUUAAACUUUAUUCCUUAUGAAGCUUCAUGAAGGAGCUUCACCCAGAAGGCUUUUCCCUGAAUUCACCAAGCUUCAAGAUUCUUCUCCUAAAAUGUACUAAUUUAGAAAAACCUACGUUUACUUUAAUGUUAAGUAAAAUCUACUUAUAAAAAUGUAAACAGGGGCAUUAACUCCAUUAUGUACAACUCUCUCAUAUUUUAGCUGUAAGCUUUUAUCAGAAUGUCUAAAACA